GAGUCAGGCGCGCGCAGGCGCAGUGUCGGCCGCCGGUGCCGCGGCCUUUGUCUAGCCGUCAGGCGGAGCAGGGCCAGCCGUUCCUGCCAGAAGCCAGGGCAUGACCCCUGGGCUGCGCGUCUCCACAGACCCGGAGCAAGUGACCUUUGAGGACGUGGUGGUGGACUUCAGCCAGGAGGAGUGGGGGCAGCUGAAGCCUGCCCAGAGGACCCUGUACCGUGAUGUGAUGCUGGACACCUUCAGGCUUCUGGUCUCUGUGGGACAUUGGUUACCGAAGCCGAAUGUCGUCUCCCUGCUGGAGCAAGAGGCAGAGCCACGGGCGGUGGACUCUGGAGUUCCCCCAGGCGUGUACCCAGACUUGGAAACUAAACCCAAAGUCAAACUGUCAGUUCUAAAACAAGGCAUCUCUGAAGAAAUAUCCAACAGUGUCAUCUUGGUAGAAAGAUUCCUGUGGGAUGGUCUGUGGUACUACAGGGGUGAGGACACUGAGGGCCACUGGGAAUGGAGUUGUGAAAGCCUGGAGAGCCUGGCAGUGCCGGCGGCCUUCACGCCUGUGAAGACGCCUGUUCAGGAGCAGUGGCAGAGGAAUGGGUUUGGGGAAAACGUAAGUCUGAACCCUAAUCUCCCACAUCAACCAAUGACUCCUGAAAGACAAGGCCCCCACAUGUGGGGAACAUGUGGAAAAAGGGAGAAGCCAGACCUAAAUGUUCUACAGAAAACGUGUGUAAAAGAGAAACCCUACAAAUGUCAGGAAUGCAGAAAGGCCUUUAGUCACAGCUCAGCACUUAUCGAACACCACCGGACACAUACAGGAGAGAGACCUUACGAAUGUCACGAAUGUGGAAAAGGCUUCCGGAACAGCUCGGCACUUACCAAACACCAGAGAAUCCACACUGGGGAGAAACCCUAUAAAUGCACUCAGUGUGGGAGGACCUUCAACCAAAUUGCCCCACUGAUCCAGCACCAGAGAACUCACACAGGCGAGAAGCCCUAUGAGUGCAGCGAAUGUGGAAAAUCCUUCAGUUUUAGGUCCUCCUUCAGCCAGCACGAGCGAACUCACACAGGUGAGAAGCCCUACGAGUGCAGCGAGUGCGGGAAAGCCUUCCGCCAAAGCAUCCACCUCACCCAGCAUCUGCGAAUCCACACUGGGGAGAAACCCUAUCAGUGUGGUGAGUGUGGCAAGGCCUUCAGCCACAGCUCGUCCUUGACCAAACACCAGCGAAUCCACACAGGGGAGAAGCCCUACGAGUGCCAUGAGUGUGGAAAAGCCUUCACCCAGAUUACCCCACUGAUUCAGCACCAGAGGACCCACACAGGAGAAAAGCCCUAUGAGUGCAGCGAGUGUGGGAAAGCCUUCAGCCAGAGCACACUCUUGACCGAGCAUCGGAGGAUUCACACAGGAGAGAAGCCCUACGGAUGCAACGAGUGUGGGAAAACCUUCAGCCACAGCUCCUCGCUCAGCCAGCAUGAGCGGACGCACACAGGAGAGAAGCCCUACGAGUGCAGUCAGUGUGGGAAGGCCUUCCGGCAGAGCACACACCUCACUCAACACCAGCGAAUCCACACGGGGGAGAAGCCCUAUGAAUGCAAUGACUGUGGCAAGGCAUUCAGCCACAGCUCAUCCCUCACCAAACAUCAGCGAAUCCACACUGGGGAGAAGCCCUAUGAAUGCAACCAGUGUGGCAGAGCCUUCAGCCAGCUUGCUCCCCUCAUUCAGCAUCAGAGGAUCCACACAGGAGAGAAACCCUAUGAAUGUAACCAGUGUGGCAGAGCCUUCAGCCAGAGCUCCCUUCUCAUCGAACACCAGAGGAUUCACACCAAGGAAAAGCCCUAUGGGUGCAAUGAGUGUGGGAAAUCCUUCAGCCACAGCUCCUCGCUCAGCCAGCACGAAAGGACGCACACUGGGGAAAAGCCCUAUGAGUGUCACGAUUGUGGAAAGUCUUUUAGGCAGAGCACCCACCUCACUCAGCACCGGAGGAUCCACACAGGAGAGAAGCCGUAUGCGUGCAGGGACUGUGGAAAGGCCUUUACACACAGCUCCUCCCUUACCAAGCACCAGAGAACUCACACUGGAUAAACCCAUCCACAUGUGCUGGGGACAUAGGAAGACCUUAAGCCAUAGCUCAUCCCUUUCCAGAUUUGACCCAAUCAUACACAUGAUAAAUGUAUAUUCAUACACAAGCCUUUUCACACAGCACUUCCCUCAGACACCUCAGAGAGUUCACACUGAUGGGAAAUGACCAUAGGACUACCAAGCUCUAGGUCGUCCAUCCCUGUAUCCAAAUAAUAGGGAAAUGUGGAGAUAAUCAGCACUCAGGACCUUCACCCUCGAAUGCCCAUUAGUGCUACGUUAUAGAACCUACAAAAAAGAAAUGGAACAAGUGUAGUGGAAUCAGGGAAAGCUUUUGUCCAAGGAUUCACCAUAUUCCAAAACCAGAGAUGUUCAGAUUGGUGAGAAACCCAACAAAUGCCUUUCAUAUAUACAAGAACCAAAUGGAGUCAGAAUUUGCCAUUAUUGCACAUCACAUUUUGUGGGGGGAAAGUGCUUAUGAAUGGUGCAGGUUGACUCUGAUAUUCCGAAAUGACAAUAUGGCAGAGUGUUCCAGAAAUGAGAGUGGCAUCUUUAUGGAAUCACUAUGGAUACUGACUGUCUCAGUAAAAAGCUGUCUGGUUUGUGUGUAUAUUGUUUGAUCAGGGUACGUGCCAGCCAGUCACUGAUUGGAAUUCCAUAUGACAAAGUAUCAGUGUACUAUAAACAGGUUUUUAGUUAUCCCUGCAUUAUAUUUGCAAUUAAUCUUUAUAUGCAAUGAGAUUGAAAAGCUUUGUAUGGGAAGACUUAAAAUGUAAAGUUGCUUCCAUAGAGUCUCACUGAUUCUGAGAUGGCUUUUGCUACUCUGUUCUCCCUCUACAUUUCUCUGCAGAACUCGCGUUAGAAACACAGGUAUUUGUUUUACAAAAAGGAAGAUCUUUCCUUUGUUAAACCAUCAUCUUAUAAGCAAUAGCAAAUUUGUGUUAGAAACUUC
This is a messenger RNA of Rhinopithecus roxellana (golden snub-nosed monkey), 3023 nucleotides long. RefSeq names its product zinc finger protein 135 (gene ZNF135). The record is from RefSeq and is a predicted model, not a curated record. Bases 101 to 2077 code for a protein of 658 amino acids. Lineage: Eukaryota; Metazoa; Chordata; Mammalia; Primates; Cercopithecidae. Gene Ontology annotation, molecular function: DNA-binding transcription factor activity, RNA polymerase II-specific; RNA polymerase II transcription regulatory region sequence-specific DNA binding. Gene Ontology annotation, biological process: regulation of transcription by RNA polymerase II. Gene Ontology annotation, cellular component: nucleus. The transcript has 5 exons.